This is a messenger RNA of Ectocarpus sp. CCAP 1310/34, 195 nucleotides long. The record is from the annotation of a GenBank genome assembly. Lineage: Eukaryota; Phaeophyceae; Ectocarpales; Ectocarpaceae.
AUGUCGCUGCCCUUGGCGACGUUGAGGGAGCUCCAGAAGCAGGCAGCACUCAAAGCAGAGGGCGUGAUCCUUGAACGACAGUACGUGGUGAUGAAGAAACAUAUGAGGGAGGGCAACUCCCUCUCGAGCGAAGACUGGGAGGCCUUCGAUUUGGCGUGGGACCUGAGGAGCAGCGGCGUGUUCUCGGAAGAAUAG